AUGCUUAGCUCAAAGCUUUUUAUUCCUGUAUGGUUUGAGACACACAUAGCUACACCGUAUCAUCCACAGACAAAUGGGCAAGCUGAGGUUUCCAACAGGGAGAUAAAAAGAAUUUUAGAAAAGACAGUGGCUUCAUCAAGAAAAGUUUGGUCUCAAAAGUUGGAUCAUGCCCUUUGGGCAUACAGAACUGCAAUGAAAAAAAUAGCUAUUGGAUUAUCUCCUUUUCAAAUGGUUUAUGGAAAGGCAUGCCACCUUUCGGUGGAGAUGGAACAUCGGCCUCUAUGGGCUUUAAAAUUCUUGAAUUAUGAUUCUUGUGACAGUGCAGAAAAAAGGAGAAGGCAAAUUAUUGAGCUUGAAGAGAUGCGGCUGCACGCCUAUGAUUCUUCAAAGAAUUACAAAGAAAAGGUGAAAUUUUAUCAUGACAAGAAGCUGUUGAAGUCCAAGUGGUCUGGUCCAUUUAUGAACAAGAAUGUUCUUCCACAUGGAGCAGUUGAGAUAAUAGAUCCAGCAUCUGAAGAUCCACAAAGAAGUUGGGUUGUCAAUGGACAACGUCUCAAGCAUUAUUUGGGUGGUGAGGUGGAACGCCUUUCCACAGUCAUGGAGUUGGUUGAUCGAAAUUGA
Molecule: messenger RNA, 621 nt
Organism: Vigna angularis (adzuki bean)
Lineage: Eukaryota; Viridiplantae; Streptophyta; Magnoliopsida; Fabales; Fabaceae
Exons: 2
Coding region: 1-621 (206 amino acids)
Biological process (GO): DNA integration
Molecular function (GO): nucleic acid binding
Source: RefSeq, a predicted model, not a curated record